GUCAUCUCCAGAAAACGUUUGCGCAGUUUGCACUUUGCGGAAAGAUACAGAUACCAAACCGUUGGAGAGGCCGAAGUGUACAACAAAGAUAAUCAUUCGUGCUGAAGGAGGCCAGUUUUGGUACUGCUACUCAUCGCAUGGCUCCGACGUUCUGCCCUUACUGCCAGAACAGUCUCACUAUCGCGCGAGCGGCUGGCACCGCAGAACACCCUGAAGGCCUGAACGCAUUUACGUGCCGGACGUGCCCUUACCAGUUCGUGAUGGAUCGCUCAUACUAUGAAAAGACACCCAUGAAGAAGAAAGAGAAGGACGAUAUUCUCGGCGAGGAACAAUCCGAUCUACCCGUGAACGAAGUGCCUGGUGGCUGUCCCGGAGAGAAAGAUGGAGUUAAAUGCGACUCCAAGAAGGCAUACUUUUACCAGUUGCAGACAAGAAGCGCAGACGAACCUCCGACCUCUUUCUUCAAGUGUGUCAAAUGCGCCAAACAAUGGAGAGAAUAUUGAAAGACUCGACAUGCCAUUUCAGUACCUGCACCACCGACUACGGCUCCUUCGCUAGGUGAGAGUCUUGGUCGAAGGGCUUGUCGCGACACCAACGGCAGACGGCGCUGGAAGCAAUGUAUUCAGGUGGCAACAACAAACGGCACAUUGAGAGAGAGGACG
Exophiala viscosa is the source of this 662-nucleotide messenger RNA. RefSeq names its product DNA-directed RNA polymerase III subunit C11. The transcript is spliced from 5 exons. The coding region runs from base 138 to 503 and encodes 121 amino acids. Gene Ontology annotation, molecular function: zinc ion binding; nucleic acid binding. Gene Ontology annotation, cellular component: RNA polymerase III complex. Gene Ontology annotation, biological process: DNA-templated transcription; termination of RNA polymerase III transcription. The record is from RefSeq and is a predicted model, not a curated record. Lineage: Eukaryota; Fungi; Ascomycota; Eurotiomycetes; Chaetothyriales; Herpotrichiellaceae.